CAGCAUGCUUAGCGCCAGGGGAAGGAAAAUGAAAACGGCCAUGUCGUGAGAGGGAUCACGGAGCGGGUUAAUGUGCUUCAGGGUUACCUUUUGUAUUUGUGGUAUGUAGGUUUGAAGUUGCGCAUCGGAAAGUUGAAUAUAUUUGUUCUAGGUUGACUUAAAGGGCAUUCUUCAAAGGUUAGUGGCGUAUUUAAAUCAGCAAGGCAAACAUGAGCGGAGGAGGGACGCCGUACAUAGGCAGCAAAAUUAGCCUAAUCUCAAAGGCCGAGAUCCGAUAUGAAGGAAUUUUGUACACCAUCGACACUGAAAACUCGACAGUAGCUCUCGCUAAAGUUCGGUCUUUUGGCACUGAAGAUCGCCCCACCGACAGGCCUAUUCCACCCCGGGAGGAAGUGUUUGAGUACAUCAUCUUCCGAGGCAGCGAUAUAAAAGACCUAACGGUUUGUGAACCACCCAAAGCCACUAGUUCUCUGCCUCAGGAUCCCGCCAUAGUCCAGUCAUCAAUUGGAUCUUCAAAUGCCUCAGCAGCAUCCUCAUUUCAGUCUCAUGGGUCCUAUGCACCAUUCAGCAGGGCCCCUGUUCCAUCAUACAGCCAGUUUGGCGUUACUCCCCUUGGACCCCAACAGUUUGGGUCCCUUGGAGCUGGAGGACGUGCAAGCCCUCCACUGGACUCUUUGAUAAAAAGUUCCUCGGGGGAACAGGCGGUGCAAGCUCCACCUGCAGCUGCCCCCGCUCCGCCAGCUCCUGUGGGACAGAGGAGUCAGUCAGGAGUGACUGCUCAAAAACCCACCAGCACCUCCACGGGCAGCCAGAAACCCCCUGACCUUCUGGAGCAGAAGAAAGCUUCUGUGGUUCAGACUUCACAGCUAGAUCACGAUCAGGCUGGUGGUGAUAAUCGAGAUUCCAACAAGCGCCAAAUGGGUGGUGCACAGCCUAAUCGCCGUGGGCGCGGGCGAGGAAAUCGCAGCAGAGGCAAACUUAACAUGCGCAGAGAUGGAACCAUGAAGUUUGAGGAAGACUUUGACUUUGAGACUGCCAAUGCUCAGUUUCACAAAGAUGAGAUCGACAAGGAGCUUCAAACUAAGCUAAAACUCAAAGAUGAUAAGCCUGAAAAGGCACUCAAUGGAGAGGAGGCUGCUGACCCAGAAAAUCCAGCCAGCGAGGUGACCGCCGAGGAGGAGGAGGCUGUGAACAACACGUGCUACUACGACAAAACCAAGUCCUUCUUUGAUAAUCUGUCCUGUGAAGAUACGAGGGACCGCAGACCAACCUGGGCCGAGGAGAGACGGAUGAACGCGGAGACCUUCGGCCUCCCUCUCAGACACGGUCGGGGAAGAGGGGGUUUCCGGGGCCGCGGCUACAUGGGGCCUCGCGGAGGCCGGGGACGACCCACCAGCCGCGGUUCCUUCGGGCCCCCCCGCGGUGCCCCCCCAGGUUUCAGGGGUGGAUACAGGGGCGGCAGAGGAGGCCGGGAUUUUUCCGACUUUGAAUACAGGAAGGACAACAAGGUGGCUGCAUAGUACUACAGAGAUCAUCCUCCACCAAUCGUAGCCACUCGUCAUGAAAUAAUUUCCAUUGUAGAACGUUCUUUGGUCUCAGAUUUUGACAGCAAGAAUGAAGACGCUGUUAGUCACCAGCACCUCGGUGGACUGUUUGACAUCAGAGAGUGACGGUCCCGCUCCUUCUUUCCACUUUCAAUCGUUGUUGUUUUGGGCUCCCAAAGUUUUGAUAAACAAGAUUGCUAACUAACACAAAGCUUUGAAACAUUUCUGUCCACAUACUUCACUCUAAUUGGGUUGGUAUGUGUGCGCUCUUUGAGCGGAUCACAGCCAAGUGUGAUCAAUAGCUUUAUUCUUUUCCCCUGUGACGAUGGUUGACACAGAAAUUGACACCACAGCCUGUUACGUGAAAUCCUUCUCUGCCCACUUUGGUUCGGUGUUUUGGAGUAUUUUUACUCUGUUAGCAUCAGUUCUGUUUUCUGCAUCCGUUCGUUGUCAGUCAUUUGAACGAGAUCAAAACCAGCUGAAAGGAUCUGAAACCUAAACUCAAUGUUGUAAUGAAAGAAUGUAUAUCUAGUUCACCUUAUUACCACUGCCCACAUUGCUGUUUGUCGCUAUGACUUCUACUUUUAUGACAUGUGGACUACUUGAUGUGGAUGUUUAGAAUUGGUCAUUUCUUCAACCUCCUGCUUCAGAUUUAGUUCUUAGUUGAGCUUUGCUGGCAAUAGGAACCCGCUUUUGGUUAAGAUCCGUGGUUUUGCAGCAUCAGCUUUACAGUUCUGUUAACUGCUUGUUUUGUUUGGGACCAGGUAUGUUUACAUGGCUAUGAAAAGAGCAGAGGAUUUAUUUCCUCAGUCUGUGGAAGAUGUCCUUUUCUUUUUACUUUUUUUCGGGGAAGUCUCCCAAAACAGUUCAGAAAUGUUCCGCUGUUCGGAAAAGAUCGUUUUUAUUCAUAUUUGCAAGUUUUCAGUACUAAAAAUCUACCUUCACAUCUGCGACGUCCCACACGCUGAUCAUGUUUUUCUUUUUUUCUCCUAAUAUCCUCUUAAAUUGUCUUAAUGUCGCCCUUCAUUCUUUUUUUUUUCCCCCACACACUUGCAGCUUUUCAAGAGUUGUUGCUGAAAAUAGGGAGGAAAUGAUGUCUAAAGUACAUAAAUACACAAAAAACUGCGUUUCUACAAAAUGAUAUCCCUCUGAAGUGUUUGUAGCUCCUCUUGUUGCAUUGCUCUCGUGUGAUUGUUCUCAGGAGGGACUUUUUUUUUUUUACUGACUUGUGAACAAAGGGACAAGAACUGGAUGUGUUGCCAGUAUUUUUGAGAGGGUGCAUCUUAAUUUUGGCUCCAAUUCUUGGUACUUUAGGGAGUGCCUUGGGUGUUGAGUUUUGUUUUUCUUCUCCACAGCUCUUCUUUUUUUUUUUGGCUCAACUGUUUCCUAUAUACAUACGUAAUACAAGCACUAAAAUGAUUUAAAAAAAAAAAAGCUUUUCUGUAACUGGUUCAGAAGAAAAGUUGCUUUAAGCAUUUUUUUGUUUUGUUUUGUUUUGUUUUUCCCAUUGGCAGCUGAGUGCAUGAUUGCCCAGGCAAUUGUCACUUUCAGCUGCUUUUACAAUAACCAGCCAGAUGGAAUUUGAGAUUUGAAAAGGAAAACAUUACAGAACAAUUCCAAACUGACACCUCGCUCUUUUUGUUUGGUCAUGAUUGCUACUACUUCCAGUCACUGGAACUGUUUUGUUGAAUAGCAGCAAAAUUGAGUUUUUACAGGAAAAAAAAUAAAGAGUUGUACAAUUUGU
Molecule: messenger RNA, 3288 nt
Organism: Oryzias latipes (Japanese medaka)
Lineage: Eukaryota; Metazoa; Chordata; Actinopteri; Beloniformes; Adrianichthyidae
Source: RefSeq, a predicted model, not a curated record